Messenger RNA from Pangasianodon hypophthalmus (striped catfish), 4537 nucleotides. It is a transcript of the gene kif25, whose product is annotated as kinesin family member 25. The transcript has 15 exons. Lineage: Eukaryota; Metazoa; Chordata; Actinopteri; Siluriformes; Pangasiidae. The record is from RefSeq and is a predicted model, not a curated record. Gene Ontology annotation, biological process: microtubule-based movement. Bases 776 to 2560 code for a protein of 594 amino acids. Gene Ontology annotation, molecular function: microtubule binding; ATP binding; microtubule motor activity.
UUCUUUCUUUCUAAAACAAGAAGUUUUCAUAAAUAGUGUAAUUUCUUUCACAGAGCUCUGGUUUCAAAAUUAUCUGCAUCCCUACAGUUACCUGGUGAAGCCUCUUUCUGUAAUGUUUAAUCUUUAAAUAUUGUUAAUGGCUGUCAAUAAGGUGCCACAAAUGUUUAGAAGAUAUUAUUUGAAUAAAACAUUUUCUCUUAGAGGAAAGGUAGGUAUUUUAAAUAGGCUUUGAAAAGAAAUAGCCAGUAGAUGGCGCCAAAACGUAAACUGCAAAUGUGUGUGCACUUUAUAUAAUGAAUCUACAAAGACAAAUGUGUUUCAUAGUUAGGACAGUACUCUAUAGUAAGUAUUUCUGUAUUAAACAGUGAAUGCUGGGUAACAGUACUCUAUAGUAAGUAUUUCUGUAUUAAACAGUGAAUGCUGGGUAACAGUACUCUAUAGUAAGUAUUUCUGUAUUAAACAGUGAAUGCUGGGUAACAGUACUCUAUAGUAAGUAUUUCUGUAUUAAACAGUGAAUGCUGGGUAACAGUACUCUAUAGUAAGUAUUUCUGUAUUAAAUAGUGAAUGCUGAGUAACAGUACUCUAUAGUAAGUAUUUCUGUAUUAAAUAGUUUAAAUAGUUUAUUAACAGUACUCUAUGGGAAGUGAGGAAGGAUGAGGUCUGACAGCCAUAUUAGAAAGGAGUUAAUCCUUUAAUUGGCCUACAGUACUGCACUUGGCAAACAUAGUCAAGUGCUGAGGACAUUUCUCUCCUAUAGCCCACUGAGUUUUAUAAAAUGCCGCAUUUUGUUAACAGAGACCAGAUUUUUGCACACCAGGUGCACCUUAUGGAGCACAAACUCCGGAGUAAAGAAGAGCGGAUUUUAGAGCUGGAGACAGAGAAUGCUCUUCUUCACAUGAGACUUGCUGAGUGUAUGGGAAAACUUCGACGGGAUCAAGAGGAGGAUGUGAUUAUGGCAAAGAGGCACUGUCAACAUCAGGGAAAUGUGCAAAAGAGCACUGUUGUUCCCCUGGCCAAACUCCUCUCACACGUCCAGGCUCUGAAAAAAGAUUUGAGGGAUGUUUUUGCUGUAUACGUGGGCUUUGCCACAGAGCUGGAGAACCAGAGCAAACAGCUGUUGGAGUGGAUGGGCAUCAUCAGUAGAGCUGUCCAGGGUGACCAGGGUGAUGACACCCAGAGGCUACAGGCGGAGGUGGCUUCUCUGGAGCGCUCUCUACAAGAGGAAAAGGAGAGGCAUAGAUCAGAGCGGAUGAGGAGGAGGCAGCUACACAACACGCUAAUAGAGUUGAGGGGUAAUAUUAGAGUGCACUGCAGAGUGCGCCCCAUCCUGCCUUUUGACCACAUCCAAGGUUCUUUAUCCACUAACGGGCCCUCAUCCUCAGAAGUGGUGGUGCAGGCUGUUAGUGAUGACUCUGUUCUUGUGAAUUGUGCCAAGCCUGGGAUUCCAGUGAUGAACAAAAUGUUUGAAUUUGAGAGGGUACACGGUCCAGAGGACUCGCAGGAUGCUGUGUUUGAAGAAGUGAAGCCUCUUCUAACUUCUCUGUUGGAUGGGUAUAACGUGUGCAUCAUGGCAUAUGGGCAGACAGGCAGUGGAAAGACAUAUUCAAUGAUCGGAUCUCAAGAUGACGAUCCCACACAUCUUGAACAGGACUCCCAGGAAGGAAUUAUCCCCAAAGCAGCUAAUGAGUUAUUCAAGUUGAUCUCAGAGAAGCCAGCAGAAAGACACACAGUGGAGGUUUCCAUAAUGGAGGUUUAUAAUAACGAGCUGCUGGACCUUUUGGCCAAAGAUGAGGAUGGAGCAGCAGUGGGGGUUAAGAGAGAAGUCAUCACGACCAGCACAGGCACUAGCGAAGUGCCCUGUCUUACAUAUGAGUUGGUUCACAGCUCAGCAGAGGUGAUGCAGCUGCUCAGUGCAGUGUUGAGACUGAGGGCCCACAGUCCCACGCUAGUGCACAGAGACUCUUCCAGAUCCCACCUUAUUGUCACUCUCACUGUCACAUCCAAGAGCCCCAACCCUCAGGCACUGGCUCACAGGUUGCAGAGUGCAAGACAGAAUGUUCAGCGUGGACCACAGAAGCAGUGGUGGAGCCCCCGCUGCCCCAGAGCUGCAUCCUCUCGUUCUUCCAGCUCUGGUUCUUCCCCUCAGUCUUCCCCCUGCCAUUCACCAUGCCCUUCCUCUUGGCAUGUCAUACCCCAGGAACCUCUCAGAAUAAAGCUGCAGCUGGUCGACCUGGCAGGCAGUGAGUGUGCGGGCACAUCUGGGGUCAGUGGAGCAGCUCUGUGGGAGAGCUCCUGUAUAAACCGCAGUGUUUCUGCUUUGUCUGAUGUUCUGGGGGCUCUGGCAGAGCAACGUCCCCAUGUGCCCUACCGUAACAGCAAACUUACCCACCUUCUACAGGACUCCAUAGGAGGUGAUGCUAAGUUGCUGGUGAUGCUCUGUGUGUCUCCAACUCAGCACUUUCUGUCAGAGACUCUGCAGUCUUUGGGCUUUGGCUACAGAGCCAGACAGAUUCAGAGAGACACACCACACAGGAGGAAUGCUGGGCUGAAGAGGAAGUAAACUAGUAAAAUAGCACAGAGCAUAAAAUAUGACAGAGAUUAGACGUUUUACAGCUUUUAAGGGAUCAGCCUACGUGUGAGGUUUCAUGAGAUGAGGCCAGGUCAUGAGACUACACAGCACAGAUAUCACAUGGUGAAUAUGAGACACUACAUCUUUUUUUUAUGACGAGGAGGUAUAAAAUACUAGUAUUGCAUGUAAUUACUGCAUGUAUGGUAUAUUUUUAAUUUGGUAUUUUGAGGGUAAUUACUAUGUCGUUGAGACAUCUUAUGUUACUGGCUUGUAUAACAGGGACAGGUCAGAUUAAAUUCAGAAAGCAUUGUCUUCAAUAAACUAUUUACAGUUCUGAAGCACAGAACAAGAUGCAUUUUUUAAAUACAUAUUGUUGGGAUCAGUUAAGAAUACUUGGAAGGUAUUCAUCAGUUCAAGAGUUUUCUGUUAGCCAAAUGCUAAAUGGUAAGAUCAAGCAAUAGGAGAAUAGUUAACAUUCUUAAGGGAUAAUUCUCACUUUAAGCUUAAGUUAUGUCUAAGUUAUCCAGCCUGGUGACAUACCAAUUUUGUGUGUAAAUGGGCACUAGAAAAUUAGCCUCAUUCACUAGUUUGUGAUUUUGUAGUAUGCAAGAAGAUUCUGUAUAAACUGAAUACAGUACAUGCCUUUUCUAAUGUACAUUGUUCCUGCUCUUUCUUGUUGAAAUAAUUCCUGACCAUUUCAGGACACCUUUUUCCAGACUGAUUCUUUAAACUUUCUACACAUCUUAUGUUCAGUUUACUGUUUGUGUGGCGUUUGUCGCCGAUAUUAACAACACAAGUCGUCAGGCUUUUUGUUGAACAAUACACGUCCCUUUUAUUAAACACAUGUGAGGGGCAUCUCCAAAAACAAAACCGGAAGUUUUCCUGCCUUGCACAUGGGCGGUAGCCAAUUAAGUCAACUUAAACAAUUCCAUUUCACAUGACAGUUUGUAAAGGCCAUUAACUGUAUAAAAAUCAUGAAAUGUGAUAUAUUUUCUGAAUUCCUUUAAUUGUCCAGAUCUGGAAAUGCCAUACUUUACCAGACAGUAGGAGUGCACAAGAUAGUGAUGUGUCAUUGACGAAUGAGUCGACUCUUUAAGGUGAACGUUGGGAGUCGACUCUUAUCUAAAUAUAUCCUUCUGAUGAAAAUUUGUCAGCAUUCUUUAUUCGAGAUUCUCUAAUGCCAUUAAUCAUAUGCAGUGCAGUUGCGACCAAAGUGCAUCUAGUGAAGCUUAACAUCUGAAUUUGGUACAACAAUUUGUGAGGCAGCAUGAGUUUCCAACUGCAAUCAGAAUCUAUAUCUGAUAUCAUUGCUAUUAUUUAUUAUAUAUCACAAUUGUUCCACUCUGUUUAAUGCACCCUGAACUGCAUCCAGCUGCUAUUUCUACCUCCACUGUAAUGUAAAUGACACCUGAGCCUAAGGUGUAAUAUUUGUAUGUUUGUAUAUUAGGUGCAAUAUUUGUAUGUUAGGAUGGUAAUUGUGUUGUGUUGUCUGAGAUGUGUUGUGUUGAAUGUAUCGUGUUGUGACCAAACACCAAGACAAAUUCCUAAUACAUGUAAAUGUACAUGGCAAAUAAAAUGAUUCUGAUGCUGAUUUGGUGAUGUCCAUGGGUUCCAGACUUCAGGCAGUCAUUGACUACAAAGGAUUUGCAUCAAAGUAUUAAAAAUAAUCCUUAUAUUUAUAAUUUUGUUAGUUUGUCCAGUUACUUUUGAGUCUGUGAAAAUGGCGGGAUUAGACUAUGUAAAAAAUGGCUGGUUUUUUUUCCCAUUAGAUUUUAAAUCGCUUAGACUAUUAGCUUACAUAUUUUUAUAGACCUAUAAAAAAUCUUUAAGAAAAGGUUUAAAUAAAAAGCCAUAUAGGAGCCAGUAGAGUGGUGAGUAUUGGUGAGUAUUGACUGGGUUACUGAAAAGAGCCAGAAUUCCCAACGUGUAUGUUUUAGAGGUUUUACGUAUUAGUUUAGGUCAGGAAUG